CGGGGUCUGCGGGGUGGGUCCCCGGGCGCGCGGCUCCGCCAUCUGACCAUGCUCCUGCGCGGCGCGGCGCUGGCUGGGACGCGGCUGGUUCGGAGCCGGAGCGGCCGGGCUGGCUGGCCUGACUGGGCGGCGGAAGUGGCGGCGUCUGGGAUGGAGAGCAACACAUCCUCAUCUUUGGAGAAUUUAGCAACGGCACCUCUGAACCAGAUCCAAGAAACAAUUUCCGAUAAUUGUGUGGUGAUUUUCUCAAAAACAUCCUGUUCUUACUGUACAAUGGCAAAAAAGCUUUUCCAUGACAUGAAUGUUAACUAUAAAGUGGUGGAAUUGGACCUGCUUGAAUAUGGAAACCAGUUUCAAGAUGCUCUUUACAAAAUGACUGGUGAAAGAACUGUUCCAAGAAUAUUUGUCAAUGGUACCUUUAUUGGAGGUGCAACUGACACUCAUAGGCUUCAUAAAGAAGGAAAAUUGCUCCCACUAGUUCAUCAGUGUUAUUUAAAAAAAAGUAAGAGGAAAGAAUUUCAGUGAUGUUGAUACUAAUAAGUUUGCCAAUAUUCAGUGUCAGUUGAUGAUGCCCAGUAAUGUCUUUUAAAUGUUUGAGGAUGUUUUUAAGUAUAUGCAUUGUCUUCCUAAAGAAGAUGUAAAAAUAAUGAACAAUAAAUUGCAGUGGAUGCCUCA
This is a messenger RNA of Cebus imitator (Panamanian white-faced capuchin), 675 nucleotides long. RefSeq names its product glutaredoxin 2 (gene GLRX2). The coding region runs from base 49 to 525 and encodes 158 amino acids. The record is from RefSeq and is a predicted model, not a curated record. Lineage: Eukaryota; Metazoa; Chordata; Mammalia; Primates; Cebidae. The transcript has 4 exons.